Messenger RNA from Triplophysa dalaica, 5507 nucleotides. It is a transcript of the gene col2a1a, whose product is annotated as collagen, type II, alpha 1a. Lineage: Eukaryota; Metazoa; Chordata; Actinopteri; Cypriniformes; Nemacheilidae. Gene Ontology annotation, molecular function: extracellular matrix structural constituent. The record is from RefSeq and is a predicted model, not a curated record.
CAUCUGUCUGUGUAUCUGGCAUCGGAUCCUCCCAAAAAACAUCCAUAUCCACUUCCACACUCCCUGCGAGCACAGAGCUGCCGCUUCGCCGGUUCCUCGGCGACUUUUACCCCUAAGGAACUGCAUGUCUGAUCUUUAGACAUGUUCAGAUUAGCGGAUUCACGGACUCUCCUGCUACUCGUAGCAACGCAUUGCGUUUUGGUAUCCCUUGUGAGAUGUCAGCAAGAAGAUGACCUGUCGAUUAGUGCAAAGGGACAGAAAGGAGAACCAGGCGAUAUUGCCGAUGUUGUAGGACCAAAAGGACCCGCUGGCCCAAUGGGACCCCCAGGGGAGCAGGGAUCACGUGGCGAAAGAGGAUCUAAGGGUGACAAGGGAAAUGUUGGCCCCAGAGGAAGAGAUGGUGAACCUGGUACACCUGGUAACCCUGGACCACCUGGGCCCCCAGGACCUAAUGGCCCCCCUGGACUUGGAGGAAACUUUGCUGCUCAGAUGGCCACAGGUUUUGAUGAGAAGGCCGGAAAUGCUCAGAUGGGUGUGAUGCAGGGACCAAUGGGUCCGAUGGGCCCCCGUGGACCUCCUGGCCCCUCUGGAGCACCUGGCCCACAGGGUUUCCAAGGCAACCCUGGAGAGACUGGUGAACCCGGACCUGGAGGUGCCAUUGGACCCCGUGGACCAUCUGGGCCCCCAGGAAAAUCUGGAAGUGAUGGUGAAGCUGGUAAGCCUGGUAAGGGCGGUGAGCGUGGACCCCCAGGGCCUCAGGGAGCUCGUGGAUUCCCUGGAACCCCUGGCCUUCCUGGCAUCAAGGGACACAGAGGACACCCAGGUCUUGAUGGAGCUAAAGGAGAAGGCGGAGCUGCUGGUGCUAAGGGUGAAUCAGGUACCGCUGGUGAGAAUGGUUCUCCUGGACCAAUGGGUCCACGUGGUCUGCCUGGCGAGAGAGGUCGUCCUGGAGCUUCUGGUGCUGCUGGUGCCCGUGGUAAUGAUGGUCUGCCUGGUCCUGCUGGCCCACCUGGCCCUGUUGGUCCUUCUGGUGCUCCAGGUUUCCCAGGAUCCCCUGGUUCUAAGGGUGAAGCUGGUCCCACUGGUGCUCGCGGACCCGAGGGCCAACAAGGACAACGUGGAGAGGGUGGUACACCUGGAUCACCUGGACCUUCUGGUGCUUCUGGUAACCCUGGUACUGAUGGUAUUCCAGGAGCCAAAGGGUCUGCUGGAUCUGCUGGUAUUGCUGGUGCCCCAGGUUUCCCAGGACCCCGUGGCCCACCAGGACCUCAGGGAGCCACUGGACCUCUUGGGCCCAAAGGACAAUCUGGAGAUCCUGGCACAGGAUUCAAAGGCGAGGCUGGACCCAAGGGAGAGCGUGGAGUUGCUGGACCUCUAGGUCCUGCUGGGCCCUCAGGAGAGGAAGGCAAAAGGGGACCCAGAGGAGAGCCCGGUUCUGCUGGGCCUCUUGGACCUCCUGGAGAGAGAGGAGCUCCAGGUAACCGUGGAUUCCCUGGUCAGGAUGGUCUAGCUGGAGCAAAGGGUGCACCUGGUGACCGUGGUGUUCCUGGUUUGGGUGGACCCAAAGGAGGAACUGGAGAUCCUGGUCGCACAGGCGAGCCUGGUCUUCCUGGAGCUAGAGGUCUCACUGGCCGUCCUGGUGAUGGUGGACCUCAAGGAAAAGUUGGACCAAGUGGAGCCCCUGGUGAAGAUGGACGACCUGGUCCCCCUGGUCCUAUUGGAACUCGUGGUCAGCCUGGAGUGAUGGGUUUCCCUGGCCCCAAGGGAGCCAAUGGUGAACCUGGAAAACCUGGCGAGAAAGGUCUUCUUGGACGCACUGGUCUGAGAGGUUUGCCUGGUAAGGAUGGAGAGACUGGACCUUCUGGUCCUCCGGGUCCUCAUGGUGCUGUUGGUGAGAGAGGAGAACAAGGUCAGCCUGGUCCUUCUGGCUUCCAGGGUCUGCCAGGUCCUUCUGGGCCCCCCGGAGAGUCUGGUAAACCAGGUGACCAGGGUCUUCCUGGAGAGGCCGGAGCUGCUGGUAUCACUGGACCAAGAGGUGAACGUGGUUUCCCUGGUGAGAGAGGAGGUGCUGGCCCUCAGGGUCUUCAGGGACCCAGGGGUCUUCCAGGAACAGCCGGAACUGAUGGACCCAAGGGUGCUAUUGGACCUGCUGGAGCUUCCGGUUCUCAGGGUCCUCCCGGUCUGCAGGGAAUGCCUGGUGAGAGAGGAGCUGUUGGAAUCUCUGGAGCUAAAGGUGACAGAGGUGACAGCGGAGAGAAAGGACCUGAAGGUGCUUCUGGCAAAGAUGGAUCUAGAGGCUUGACUGGUCCAAUUGGUCCACCUGGUCCUGUUGGUCCCAAUGGAGCAAAGGGUGAAACUGGUACCGUUGGCCCAAUUGGCUCUCCUGGUGUCCGUGGUGCCCCUGGUGAUCGUGGUGAGCUUGGUGCACCUGGACCUGCUGGAUUUGCCGGACCUCCUGGUGCUGAUGGCCAGCCUGGAAUUAAGGGAGAGCAGGGUGAGUCAGGACAGAAAGGUGAUGCUGGAGCAUCCGGACCCCAGGGUCCAUCAGGAGCACCCGGCCCAUUGGGCCCAACUGGUAUUGCUGGACCCAAGGGAGCACGUGGAGCCCAAGGAGCCCCUGGUGCCACUGGUUUCCCUGGUGCUGCAGGAAGAGUUGGUACACCUGGCCCCAAUGGUAACCCUGGUGCUGCUGGUCCAGCCGGUCCUGCUGGAAAGGAUGGUCCUAAGGGCAUUCGCGGUGAUGCUGGUCCCCCUGGAAGAGCUGGAGAUGCUGGACUACGUGGACCUUCUGGUUCUCCUGGAGAAAAGGGAAUGCCUGGAGAGGAUGGUCCUCCUGGUGCUGAUGGUCCUUCUGGUCCUUCCGGUCUCGCUGGUCAGCGUGGUAUUGUUGGUCUGCCUGGUCAACGUGGUGAAAGAGGUUUUGCAGGACUCCCAGGCCCCUCUGGAGAGCCUGGCAAACAGGGAGCUCCUGGCAGUUCUGGUGACCGUGGACCUCCUGGUCCUGUUGGACCUCCUGGAUUGAGUGGACCCGCUGGAGAGCCUGGACGUGAGGGUAAUGCUGGAUCUGAUGGUCCACCUGGUAGAGAUGGUGCUGCUGGUGUUAAGGGUGAGCGUGGUAACACUGGCCCGCUUGGAGCUCCUGGAGCUCCUGGUGCCCCUGGUGCUCCUGGUUCCGUUGGCCCAGUUGGAAAGCAGGGUGACCGAGGAGAGAAUGGCCCACAAGGACCUGCUGGACCCACUGGAUCUGCUGGAGCUAGAGGCAUGGUUGGACCACAAGGACCUCGUGGUGAUAAGGGUGAGGCAGGAGAGGCUGGAGAGAGAGGACAGAAAGGACACAGGGGAUUCACUGGUCUGCAGGGUCUUCCCGGACCUCCUGGUUCUCCCGGAGACCAGGGUGCUGCUGGACCUGCUGGACCAUCUGGUGCUAAGGGACUUUCCGGACCUGUUGGACCUUCUGGUAAGGAUGGUUCUAAUGGUCAGCCUGGACCCAUUGGACCACCUGGACCUCGUGGGCGUUCUGGAGAAACUGGCCCUGUUGGUCCACCUGGUAACACCGGACCCCCUGGCCCUCCUGGUCCCCCAGGCCCUGGCAUUGACAUGUCUGCCUUUGCUGGGUUGGCUCACACCGAGAAGGGACCCGAUCCCCUGCGUUAUAUGCGUGCCGAUGAGGCCUCCAGCUCUCUUAGACAGCAUGAUGUAGAAGUUGGUGCCACACUCAAGUCCAUCAACAGCCAGAUCGAGGACAUCCGCACCCCCGAUGGCUCCCGCAAGAACCCUACCCGUAGCUGCAGAGACCUGAAGCUGUGCCACCCCGAAUGGAAGAGCGGUGACUACUGGGUCGAUCCUAACCUUGGCAGCAGUGCUGAUGCCAUCAAAGUGUACUGUAACAUGGAGACUGGAGAGACCUGCUUGAAGCCCAGCACUCCCAAGAUCCCACGCAAGAACUGGUGGACCAGCAAGAGCAAGACGCACAAGCACAUUUGGUUCGGCGAGAGCAUGAACGGCGGAUUCCACUUUAGCUAUGCUGAAAAUGGCCAGACCAGCACCGCCAACAUCCAGAUGAACUUCCUGAGGCUGCUGUCUACUGAGGCCACUCAGACCAUCACCUACCACUGCAAGAACAGCGUGGCUUACAUGGACCAAGCCACAGGCAACCUGAAGAAGGCCCUUCUCCUGCAGGGAUCCAACGACGUGGAGAUCAAAGCAGAGGGUAACAGCCGCUUUACCUAUGGCGUGCUGGAAGAUGGCUGCAAGAAGCACACAGGUCAGUGGGCCAAGACUGUGAUUGAGUACAAAACUCAGAAGACAUCCAGGCUGCCCAUCGUGGACAUUGCUCCCAUGGACAUCGGAGGAGAGGAUCAGGAGUUCGGAGUGGACAUCGGUGCAGUCUGCUUCUUGUAAAGAAAACCAAACCUAUGUGGAUUAUGAGAUAAGACAUGGAAAAAUACCAAUGAUGAGCAAUAAUUGUGAGGAUGCAAUACACAUUCCAAAUCAUGAAACAUGGAAGAAAAGACAAUUGAGUUUUUUUUCUCUAAAACGCAACCACGUUUAGCGCAAUGGAAUCCCUGCGCUAAACGGGAUCGUCCCAAACAGUCCCUCCCUCUGAAAUCCAGCCAUGUUUCCCGCAAGCCCUCCUGAUGGGAGCCAAGAGGGGGACGAAACAAGCGAGAGAUUAAAUGAAAGACAGAAACAUGGCUUGAUGUCAUCACGUCCUGCAGGGGUGGGCAGGUGAUGCUGUACAGCGUUAUGGCUGGAUACCACAGUAGUCCCUCCCACUAAAGAAGGCCACGCCCAGUUCCAUUUCACCCCUCCCUCUGCUUCUUGACUGUGACUCAGAAGAAACAUCACAUUCUGCAAGAUUUUGUGAAAUGUUAAAUCUGAGGAGGGAAUAAGUUAAUAUUUACUGUGUAUAAUAACAAAAAUCUCGAUACGUACGGAAGCAGCCAGAUCUAUAUAUUUUCACAAUUAUAUAUGUUUGUGUGUAAGCAUGUGCCUGUUCACACCAACAUUAUUUUGGGGGAAGUGCAGUACCAUUUCAUUUUUCUUUUUCUUUUUUUGGUCCUUUUUGUGUACCUGCUUCCCUUGGUUGCCCAUAAAAGGAAGUUUUGAUCCCUUGACAUAAGAGCAAACAAAAAAAUCAAAUAAAUUUGGAACCAAUUUCUAUUUUUGUUUAUUUGCAUGAUCUUCAUUCUUUAAAGAAAAGCUACCUCACACAGAAAAAACGUCAAAAUCUGGAUUUGAACAGAAGCAGCCUGGGCCACGAGAAUGGUCAGGAAAACGCCCCGGCAUGGCUCAGUCCAGAAGGUGCUAUUAGUUUCCAUCUUUCAGUCAGUAUUCCCAAAAUUCCCAGAUCACCCCACUCCCUAGCUAGCCUCAUUCAACACACACAGCCUGCUCGGAGGAUGCGGAAUCACACGGGAUGAUCAAAAGACAGAGGGACUCUUUUGGGAAUGCCGGAAGUUUGCUCCCAAAGCAUCUCCGUAGCGCUGAGCAGGAUGCGUGUGUGU